This is a messenger RNA of Closterium sp. NIES-65, 1122 nucleotides long. NCBI's taxonomy places the organism in Eukaryota, Viridiplantae, Streptophyta, Zygnematophyceae, Desmidiales, Closteriaceae. The record is from the annotation of a GenBank genome assembly.
AUGCCGUCAGUGAGUGGGUUUGACGUGGCCCGGGGUGUAGGGUCAGGGUCGCUGCAGCAGCAACAACAGCCACAACAGCCACAACAGCCACAACAGCCGCAACAGCCGCAACAGCCGCAACAGCCACAACAGCCACAACAGCCGCAGCAGCCGCAGCAGCAGCAGCAGCAGCAGCAGCAGCAGCAGCAGCAGCAGCAGCAGCAGCAGCAGCAGCAGCAGCAGCAGCAGCAGCAGCAGCAGCAGCAGCAGCAGCAGCAGCAGCAGCAGCAGCAGCAGCAGCAGCAAUGGCAGCAAUCAACACAGUUCACACCUUCCCAGCAGCAGAUGAGGCCUCCCCAACAGCAAGAAACACCUCCUCAACAGCGCAGGUGCAAUGACUUUGCCUUGAUUAAACGCUCUUCACUGGGCAACGGUCGUCUUCCUACUCUCCCUCCGUUCCUCCCUCCAUACCUCCACAUUCAGCCCCCUUUUGCCCUCUCCUGGCUGCAAAUCCCCCUCGUCCUCCCCCACUCCCCCCCCGCCUCCUUCCCCCGCUCAUCCCCUCCCCCUUCCCCCCCUUUCCUCUCUUCCCUCUCACGCACACGUGCACAAGCAGCACUGCACUUCUUCUCGGCGGCUCAUGAACGCCCAGGGCGUGCCUUUCUCCACGGACGAGCUGCUGCUGCUGCUGCUGCUGCUGCUGCUGCCUUGAGUCAGGCUAGUCAACAGCCUAAACCCUCCCUCCCUUCACCCGUACCGCCCCAUCACAGGCGGCUGGUUAAUGCUCAGGGCGUGCCGCUCUCGACAGACGAGCUGCUGCAGCGACUGGCGUCCCCCUCGGACCUGCAGGCCACCAUCGCCGCCCUGCAGGGGCCGCUGGGCCACGUUGACCUCGCUGCCCUCUCCUCCUCCGCUGCUGCCCUCGCUGCUGCUAUCCUCGGGAACCUUCAGAUACCUCUUCCUCCUCCUGCUGCUGCUGCUGCUGCUGCUGCUGCUGCUGCCACGAGUGGUGCUGUGCUGGACUGGGAUCAGCAGCAGGCAGGCUCGGGGGGACUCCCCCUAUGCCUCCCAUUCCGCCUUCCCCUGGAGGCAGGAGGACUGGCGCAGGGGGAGUGGGGAGAGGAGUGGGGGCAAGUGGAGUGA